AUUCCGCAAUGACUCCAAUUUUCUAUUUAUCCUUUUUUCCAAAUACAGUUCAAAACUUUUAUGUUUGCUUUUCUUCUGAAAAUUCGAAAUUUCAAUGAUAAUAUCUUGAUGGUUAAGAAUCAUCUCACUGCGGCCGUAAAAUCGCUUAUUAGAAUGUUUGUAUCACUCAUGUGAUCUAAAAAUUAGUAAAAAACUAGUAUUUCGAAUAGGGAAUUAAUUUAGUGAGUAAGUGGUUUACUCGCAUUCAUACCGUUGUCUUUGUUGAUAACAGUGACAUUGCUUUUAUUUUUUAUUUCAAUUUUAUAGUGAAUUAAUUACAAUGGAAGUUGAACUGAAUAAAUCGAUUAUUGAUGGGUUUAGAAAUAAAUUUUAUGAGGACAAAACCAACAUUUUAGCAUUAAAUGUUUGCUCUAGAACGGAUCCUUUCGAUGUUUGUUUAUCACGAAAGGAAAUAGAAGAAACAGUUCACGUAUUUAGCCACAAGGUUGAAUGUGAGGGAAAACCAGUUACCAAUCAGAAAAAUACAGGAAGAUGUUGGCUGUUUUCGGCCUUGAACGCAAUGCGUAUACCCUUCAUCAAGUCACAAAACUUGGAAGAUUUCGAGUUUUCCCAGUCUUAUCUGUUCUACUGGGACAAAAUAGAGAGGGCCAAUUACUUUUUGAACGCAAUCGUUGAGACUGCCAGGAGGAAAGAACCAGUUGAUGGACGACUGGUUUGCUUCCUCUUUGAAAACGCUGUACCUGAUGGAGGCCAAUGGGAUAUGGUUCAUAAUCUUGUAGUGAAGCAUGGUCUUAUGCCCAAAAAAUGCUUUCCUGAGACUUAUAGCUCUGAAACUAGCUUGAAAAUGAAUCGUCUCUUGAGAAGCAAGUUGAGAGAGUAUGCCAAAGUUCUACGUGACAUGGUCGAGAAAGAUGAAAGUGUUGAAAAUAUUCAAAAGAAAAUCGUUGCGCAGAUGGAGGUCAUCUAUAGAAUAGUGGGAAUUUGUCUAGGCGUUCCGAACCAGCAAUUCACCUGGACUUAUUACGAUAAGAACAAGCAGUUCCACAAGAUUGGUCCGAUAACGGCUGUGGAAUUUUAUGAGAAAUACGUGAAGCCCGUUUUCAAUAUGGACGAUAAGGUUUGUCUCGUUGCUGAUCCAAGACCCUUCAACGAGUAUGGUAAGACUUAUGCUGUGGAAUUCCUGAAUAACAUGGUCGGAGGCAGACCCUGCAUCUACAACAAUCAGCCGAUCCAGCUCUUGCUCGAGGUUACUGGAAAAAGUAUCAAGAGCGGAGAGGCGGUUUGGUUUGGUUGCGAUGUAUCGAAGCGAUUCGCCAACAAGCAAGGGUUGCUGGAUCUGAAAGUGCACGAUUUUCCCCUCGUUUUCGGCGUUGAUUGCCAUAAUGACCUUUGCAAGGCCGACAGGUUGAUUUACGGGGAAAGCUCAGUCACCCACGCCAUGGUGUUCACUGCCGUUGAUGUUGAUGAAGAAGGAAAAAUAGCCAAACUUCGUGUUGAGAAUUCUUGGGGAGACGACAAAGGCGAGAAGGGCUACUUAUUGAUGACCUCCGAUUGGUUCAUGGAGUACAACUUCGAAGUGGUGGUGGACAAGAAACAUGUACCCCCAGAGGUGUUGGAAACCGCUAAAUUGGAGCCCAUCAUCCUGCCAGCCUGGGAUCCAAUCGGUACCCUUGCUAGGGAAUGCCAAAUUUAAGAUAAUUUUGACUGUCCCGAUCGAUAUACAAGAUAUUAAUUCUGAUCCAAUCGUUAUUCGAUUGGAUUUCAAGAUGGAAUUUCUCCUCCAAGAUGAUUUGCUUGGGAAAUUUCUGUUUGGCAGUAUGGAAUUGAUUCUUCAUUCGAAAAUCUGUUUAAUAAUGAUUUUCAUAUUCGAUUAUAAUAUUCGUAAUUGUGCUUAAGUCAAUUUGCGAUCGAUGCAUGUUCAAUCUCUUCAUAAGAUUUAAAAUCAAAAAAUGUCUUGUAUAUCCAAUAUUUUAUCAUUUAUUUUUUUAUUAAUUAUGUAAUGGAAUUGAUUUUCAUAUAUCAUUUCCUUAUCGAAACAAUGAAAAGCGAUCAAGUCAAAAA
This is a messenger RNA of Coccinella septempunctata (seven-spotted ladybird), 2061 nucleotides long. RefSeq names its product bleomycin hydrolase. Gene Ontology annotation, molecular function: cysteine-type aminopeptidase activity. NCBI's taxonomy places the organism in Eukaryota, Metazoa, Arthropoda, Insecta, Coleoptera, Coccinellidae. Bases 320 to 1693 code for a protein of 457 amino acids. The transcript is spliced from 8 exons. Gene Ontology annotation, biological process: response to toxic substance; proteolysis; L-homocysteine catabolic process. Gene Ontology annotation, cellular component: cytoplasm. The record is from RefSeq and is a predicted model, not a curated record.